Magnolia sinica is the source of this 1068-nucleotide messenger RNA. RefSeq names its product endochitinase-like. Gene Ontology annotation, molecular function: chitinase activity; chitin binding. Lineage: Eukaryota; Viridiplantae; Streptophyta; Magnoliopsida; Magnoliales; Magnoliaceae. Bases 9 to 983 code for a protein of 324 amino acids. The record is from RefSeq and is a predicted model, not a curated record. The transcript has 3 exons. Gene Ontology annotation, biological process: chitin catabolic process; defense response to fungus; carbohydrate metabolic process.
UAUUAUGCAUGUACUAUCUCUACAAAGGAAAGAUGAGGGCUUGUGCAUUGGCUUUUCUCUUCAUAUCCUCUUUGUUGUGUGUCUUUGCACAACAACGUUGUGGCAGAGACUUUGGUGGAGCUCUAUGCUCAGGCGGCCUUUGUUGCAGCCAAUUUGGCUUCUGUGGUACCACGCCUGAGUACUGCACCACUGGCUGCCAGAGCCAAUGCACGGGUUCCACUCCUUCUCCAUCCACUCCAUCUGGUGGCGGGACCGGCGUCGGCUCCCUCAUCAGUCAAUCUCUCUUUGAUCAGAUUCUGAAGCACCGUUCAGAUUCAGCAUGCCGCGGCAGCUUCUACACUUACAAUGCUUUCAUAACUGCUGCGAAUUCCUUCAAUGGAUUUGCUACUGUAGGCGACACGAACACCCGUAAGAGGGAGCUUGCAGCGUUCUUGGCUCAAACCUCACAUGAAACUACUGGCGGAUGGGCAAGCGCACCGGACGGCCCAUAUGCUUGGGGAUAUUGUUUUAUUCAGGAACAGGGCAAUCCAGGAGACUAUUGUACUCCAAACGCGCAAUGGCCAUGCGCUCCGGGUAAAAAAUACUACGGCCGAGGACCCAUCCAACUCUCACACAACUACAACUACGGGCCAGCAGGGAGAGCCAUAGGGGUCGACCUCCUCAACAACCCUGAUCUCGUUGCUACUGAUCCAGUUAUCUCAUUCAAGACCGCUCUAUGGUUUUGGAUGACCCCACAAUCACCCAAACCAUCAUCCCACAGUGUCAUCACCGGUGGAUGGUCACCAUCCGCUGCCGAUAGGGCUGCCGGUCGGCUUCCUGGCUUUGGUGUCAUCACCAACAUCAUCAAUGGCGGUAUUGAGUGUGGCAAAGGACAGAAUGACAGAGUAGCUAACCGUAUCGGAUUCUACAGGAGGUACUGCGAUAUCCUGGGCGUGAGUUAUGGGGACAACCUCGACUGCUAUAAUCAAAGGCCAUUUGCUUAGGCUCUUGUUUCCCACUGAAAUAAUCUCUAGCACCGUUUGGCUAGUUUAUCAAAUACAAUAAUUGCCCCUGGCUAGUUUCUUUUGA